Myripristis murdjan (pinecone soldierfish) is the source of this 3889-nucleotide messenger RNA. RefSeq lists its product as uncharacterized. NCBI's taxonomy places the organism in Eukaryota, Metazoa, Chordata, Actinopteri, Holocentriformes, Holocentridae. The coding region runs from base 765 to 2360 and encodes 531 amino acids. The transcript has 10 exons. The record is from RefSeq and is a predicted model, not a curated record.
AUGGGGAAUAGCAGGUCAUUGAUUUUACAUAAACGAAGUUAGUAGAUACAAAACAAUUAAUUUGCAUUCCUCUUUUGAACAUGAUUCAAUCAAGACAAUUUCAGUCGUUCAUGGAGAAUGCUGAAUAAAUUAAUUUCAAUCGCGUUGCUUAAAAUAGAUGCGAUCGUGUUUGGUCCCCACCGGAAAUGGAACAUAUUCAAACGGCGCCAGGAAGUGUCGUAGACCGCGCGCAUUGUAUGGGCGCACUUUGCCACAUGGUCUCCAGCUACUCCUCUCCUUGGUCGCCCGACAGAGACCGAACUGAAUUGCUGAAAAGGUCUAUCAUCCUAUUUGCGCAGCAUACACACUCAAAGGCUAUAUAAUGGUUUAGGUGGUGGGAAUGUGGAGUUGUAAGGGGUGCACAGAAAUCGUGUCAAAUCUGAAAACUCUGGAGGAGCUGGGUGUUUAUGUCCCACUGUUAGAUUCUGCACUGGAAAGAGCACCGAUAUUCAGCUACAUUCUGUUGCAUCUGGUGUGUUCCCUCUCAGAAACAAGGAGCUUCAUCAGGCCCAUGUCAGACAGGCUCAAGAUACAGAGAGCUAUGUGGUUGGUACAGAGAGCAUUAUAGAGCCUUUGAACUCAGCCCAGCACCCAUAAGAACCUUCACUCUCGUGGCACUCAGAGAACUCCUUGAUGCUUAUCCACUAGUUGACUACAAGAUUGGAUCAGCCCGCAUGGUGACUUUAAAAAGGCAUAUUGACAUAAGAGAGUAAACAGCUUUGAAGAUGGGGACUCCUGUGAUCCUUAAGAUCAUCUUGACUGACGGCAGCUCUCAGAGGUUGACUCUCUCCCAUGGACUCCCCACAUCCAUUGAUGACCUUAUGGUUGAAGUGAAGAAGCAAUGUGGACUUCAGGGCAAUUUUAGACUUCAGUUUAUGGAUUCCUUGUUUGGAAACGAGUUCCUUAACCUUACUUUAAUUUCAGAAGUAGAAGACAAAGGUACUCUCAAAGUCAUCGAUAUGUCAAGGCCCAUCACUAUGCAGAAUGAUGAUGAGAGGUCUUCUGCUCUCAGUCCAGUCCUAGAACCCCAAGCAUUCUGCCCUUCCACUGUAAAUGACUGUUCAUCCCCAUCAGAUGGUUCUAUGGAUACAGAUGUACUUUCAUCAUGUGGGUCUACAAGCUCACGGUCCUCUUGGCCUGAUGUUUUUCAUGUGCCGAAGUUCUCCUAUGAUGCCGAGUUAAAACUUCAGCAGGCAAGUUUAGCUUAUAUUAAAAACGGCACUGUGCUUAUUCCAGAUCCCAAGUUGAAGUCAGCCAUCCUUGAUGGUUUAGUGCAGGAAAUUGUGCAGUAUAAAGUCUAUGUCAGUGAUAAGGAGAUGGAACAGGUAGCCCAGAGUCUUAUAAAGAAGUAUCCAUGUUUAACUGAGAAGUGGUCCAGCACUGGAUGCGUUGGAUGGAAGACCAGUUUAAAAUAUAAACUAUCUAACUAUCGCACACACCUGAGAAAGCUGGGCUGCCAAGAAGUGACAGUGAACUCUUUAAAAAACAAACCUGUAGGAAAGCGCAGUGCAGCCUUUGGUGUCAAAAAGGCAAAGAGAGCAGAGGUCAAUUUUUGCCCGACAUACCCAGCAACAGAAACUGAGGAGAGCAUGGAAGCCAUGCAGAAAGCUUUGCUCCUGGAUUUAAAGAAAAGGAACAACAGAGAGGUUGUGAAACAAAAGAUGGAAAAGACAUUCGCACACAGAAGACAUGAAGUUGUUCGUGAUGCACCAAUGGUGGAGGAUUUCAUGGCGAGGUGGCCUGCACUGUUUGAAGUCAGCGAGAUCAAUGCUGAAUUCAAAAGAAUCACCACCGUCCCACUUCAAUCCAAGUUCCUGUCUCAGCUGGACCUUCACUCUGACAACUUGACGAAGCUGUUCCAAAAGCGAGGAGGACAGCUAGGGAGAAGUCUCAGAACAGUCACUACACAAAUGGCUGAUUGUGAUGAUGUCGAUGCUGGACGAGAGUAUAUCAUUAAGGGAGUCUGUAUCUACAUGGGUGAAGAUCCAGCAAACCUUGUGCGGGAAUAUGUGGGCAUGGAUGAAGACACCAUCAGUGAGGCCAUUGAAGACACUACCCUUGGGAUCUAUGUUCUUAAAGAACAUGCUUCAAGUGAACCAGAGGACAUUGGAAUUGUCCUUGAAGGCAUCAAGGUGUUGCAAGAUCUGGAUAAUGUAGCAUUAGCUGUUGCCAUACUGUUCGGACUGAUGUAUGCCCUGAACCUCAGCUACCCUGCUGACCUCAAAUACACCUUUGAGGUAAUCCAAAAGAUUAUCAUGGAACUGGAUGGAGGUAAACUUUCUAACAAAGCACUCGCUCUGAAAAACAGGCUCUUUCAGUGAGAGCCAGAGACUGCACUGCCAGCGAUAAACCACCAGACACCUGAACUGUCCUCAAAGACAUGUUUGAUAUUGCUGUACCACAUCUGGACUGCUUUGUCACUUUCUUCUACAGUUUACAGUGUUACCGUUUUACAGAUGUAUUUGUUUAUUUCUCAUGAAAGGGUUUAUGCAGGACAGAAGCCCCUCCUGCCCCCGACCGUUAACCUUGGAAAUAAACCAUAUAACAAAGCACUACCAAAUUAUCCUUAUUUACUUUGACCCAUGUUUGGUGUACUAAAGUAAAAAAUAGUGUUAUUCUUUUUUGCAUUUGCUCUUGAAAAUGCAGUGAUUGCAGUAACGGUUCACAGUAUUUUGUAUUUGCACUUUUAAACCUACUCUGAUAGUUUAUAAUGGGUUUGUGUUUUUGCUGCUAUUAAUCCACUCUGAAGAUAAAUAUGAAGUAUGUACUGUAUAUGCAGCUAUUGAUACACUGAAAACUGUCAAUGGAAGCUUACAUUAUGUGUUGUGAAUCCAUUGCACGUUGAGGUAGUCCAAAAGAUUACCAUGGAAUUGGAUGGAGGUAAACUUUCUAACAAAGCACUUGCUCUAAAAAAACAAGCUUUUUCAGUGAGAGUCAGAGACUGCGCUGCCAGCGAUAAACCGCAAGACAUCUGAACUGUCUUCAAAGGCAUGUUUGCUAUUUCUAUACCACAUUUAAACUGCUUUGUCACUUUCUCUUGUGAAUCCACUGUAUGUUGAGAGUAUUGUUUGUAAUUAAUUAAUUAUCUGAAAAAUUUAAAAAGGUUUGCAGAGUUUUUUUGUUGCUUUGUGUCAACAGUGUGCAGUAUUUGCUGCUUUCAGUCCUUUUUGACAAAGAUAAAGGUUUAUAUAUGCGUUUGCAUAACUGUUUUUCACAAGGAAUAAACAAAGUCAUUUUUUUUCUUCUCCCCAUUUUAAAUCCAACCUUGGGAGUAACCCUUUCAACAAAGCACUAGCUCUCAUUUGCCUUAUUCACUUUGACUCAUGUUUGGUGCACUUCAGUGAAAAAUAGUGUAGUUUUGUUUUUUUGUUUUUUUGUUUUUUUUCCCACUUGCUCUUGAGAAUGCAGUGUUAGUAGUAACAGUUCACAGUAUUUUGUAUUUGCAUUUUUAAACCUACUGUGACAGUUUAUAAUAGGUUUAUAAAUGUUUUUGCUGCUGUUAAUCCACUCUGAACUAUGUACCAUAUAUGCAGCUGUUGAUGCACUGAACUGUUGAUGGAAGGUUACAUUAGAUGUGCACUUUAUGAAGAAUUUACAGUAUUUUUUGUGAAUCUGUUUUAAAAAAAAAAAAUUAUGAAUGGUUGCAUUAUCUGUUUUAAUCAACUGCUGUUGAUUAAGUAUCAAGUUUUUACAGUUUGAUUCCUCUGUGAAGUCAGUUUAUAGCAACUGCACUGAGUCCUUUGUAUGUUUUGCAAAGUUUUAAGGCUCAAAUUAUAGCAAAAUUUUAGUACAGAACUCUGACUCUGACUUUUUUGUCGAUGCAAAUCUGUUUUCUUACAUUUAUGAUUUU